UUAGCUGUGUUCAUGAGAUGUGGGAACCACCAGACUUGAACUGGUUCUAAUUUUCCUUUUCAAAAGGAUUAUACCAGAGCUGAGUAGAAGUGAAAUGCUGUUGACCAUAGUGAGAGGGAUCAAUUUACCUGUUCCUGGAGGUAUUUCCCUAAAUGAUUUAGAGACCAGUGUGCGCUUCGAGUUUGCUUUUCCUAGUUUGGAGGAGGCUCAAAGGGAUCAGACUCAUUCAGUAAAAAGCUCCAGCAGUCCAGAUUUUGGAGAGCAGUUUGUGCUUCAGAUUAAGCGUGGCCACCGAGGCUUCAAGAGAGUCCUGUCUAAAGGCAUCAAGUUUGAGAUCAUUCAGAAAGGAACUCUGUUUAGGACUGAUAAAGUGGUUGGCUCUGCUGAGCUGAAGUUGGACUCCCUAGAGAGCGAGUGUGCGAUCAGACAGCUAGUAGAGGUGUUCAAACGGCGAACUCCUUCAGGAGGACACCUUGAGGUGCGGGUAAGGAUUCGGGAGCCGUUGGGUGGACCACAGUCCCACACAGUAACAGAGAAAUGGCUGGUUUUGGACCCCCUCACCUUACCACUGGUUGUUGCUUCCAAGCCCCAGAUUCAAGACAGCACUGUGAAACGUGUAAGUAGCAGAUCUGCUAUAUGUAGUGUUCUCUGAGAACAACUGCCCCCACAGUCGUCCACUCCACUAUUUUGUCAAAAUAUUGCACAACUCCGAGGCUUGACAAUUUCAUAUGAGACUGCCUGAUUUUUUAAACACUGGGAUUUUUACACACUUUAACACACUGGGAUUUAGUGCAAUGAGUAUGACUGCAGGCAAACAGGUAUGAUUUGCAGAAAUCAAUUCUGCCUCGGUUCUUCUUUGGCCAUGUAAGACUGAGUUGUCUUAGUUGUGUUGAAAUCACUGAGUUGUGUUUCCCCAAAUUGGGAGAGCUGACGGGAGAAAGGAGAGCUGAUUUUAUCUGCACAGCAAUGAACUCAGGGAUCUACCAACAUGGGUCACAAGAAAUCCAGAGUGCCUAUUUUUGACAUAUGAUCAUGUUUAGGAAUACAUUUCAUUGUGGAAUGUACUUAGUGAACAGUUUGAUAUUU
Electrophorus electricus (electric eel) is the source of this 1086-nucleotide messenger RNA. Its product is annotated as coiled-coil and C2 domain-containing protein 1A-like. NCBI's taxonomy places the organism in Eukaryota, Metazoa, Chordata, Actinopteri, Gymnotiformes, Gymnotidae. Gene Ontology annotation, molecular function: DNA-binding transcription repressor activity, RNA polymerase II-specific. The record is from RefSeq and is a predicted model, not a curated record.